AUGGCGUCAAACUCUUCGAGUUCCAGCAAUAUGAAUAAACUGCAGUGCUCGUAUCAUCCUAAGGCAGAUUUAAUCGAUGACUAUCAUACCGGAGAUAUGAUUUGUUCUGAUUGUGGACUUGUUGUUGGUGACCGGAUUAUUGAUCUGUCGAGCGAAUGGCGCACAUUUAGCGAUGAAAAGAAUAGGGAGGACCCAUGCCGUGUCGGUAGUACGGAUCCGUACUUGGAGGAUAAUGAUUUGUCUACGAUUUUGCAAAGCCCAAAAGGCGAACACUUCAACGACACAAAAUGCUACAAAAUGCAUCCCAACACAAACAAGCUGGUCUUAGGCUUCGCCGAAAUAUCCACAAUGGCCGAACGUAUAAAUGCACCGAAAUCGAUCGUAAAUCAUGCGAAAAACCUUUUCAAGCGUGUGCAGGAAGUCCAGGAGCUGCGCCACCGAUCGAUGGACGCAAAAGCAACGGCCUGCCUGUACAUUGCCUGCCGGCAGGAAGUAGUACCACGAACGUUCAAGGAACUGUGUGCCGUAAGCUCGGUCAGCAAAAAGGAGAUCGGCCGUUGCUUUAAGCUGAUCGUUAAAACGCUUGCCACCUCGCUCGAGCUCAUCACGUCGAAUGAUUUUAUGUCACGUUUCUGCACGAAUCUUCGUCUCCCAAUGGUGGUACAACAGUCGGCAACUCAUAUUGCACAAACUGCCAUCAAAAUGGAUAUCGUUUCGGGUCUUUCGCCGAUCUCGGUGGCAGCUGCCGCUAUCUAUAUGGCAUCGCAAGCAUCGGACACGGUGAUAAGCAACAGAAAUAUUGCGCAGAUUGCUGGUGUUGCAGAAUUGACCAUACGGAAGGCUUACAAGCUGAUGCUUCCCUACGCUGAGGAGCUAUUUCCGAAGAAUUUCAAUUUUUUCAAACACAUCAACUUCUUGCACAAAUCUCAACCGAGUUAG
Molecule: messenger RNA, 939 nt
Organism: Anopheles maculipalpis
Lineage: Eukaryota; Metazoa; Arthropoda; Insecta; Diptera; Culicidae
Product: transcription initiation factor IIB-like
Exons: 4
Coding region: 1-939 (312 amino acids)
Biological process (GO): transcription initiation at RNA polymerase II promoter; transcription preinitiation complex assembly
Cellular component (GO): transcription preinitiation complex; nucleus
Molecular function (GO): TBP-class protein binding; RNA polymerase II general transcription initiation factor activity
Source: RefSeq, a predicted model, not a curated record